AUACCCACAUUAUUCCUUUCACUAACAACGUUGUUUUGGAUUUCACAAAGCAUUUCAACUUAUAGCUUUUAAUUUUCUAAAGCAUAGCAUAGCAUAGAUUAAUCAAUAUUAUAAUGUCGACUAUAGCACGCAGAGGAUUCCAUUAUAUGCAGAGACUAAAUUCUGCAAAUGUAUCAACUGCUUUGUUAGAGAAAGCUCAAAAUCAUGUCAUAGAUGCUGCACUUGCAUUUAUUCAUGAGAGAGCAAAAUAUAAGGGGGAACUUAUGCGUUCUUUGGGAGGUGUUGUGGCAACUUCAUCUCUUCUUGGUGUUCCAUUAGGUUAUCAAUCAUCGUUUCAUCAAGGGUCUGCAUUUGCGCCUCCUAGAAUUAGAGAAGCGAUUUGGUGUGAGAGCACAAAUUCAACAACGGAAGAGGGUAAGGACUUAAGGGACCCAAGAGUGAUAACAAAUGUUGGUGAUGUUCCUAUUGAAGAAAUUAGAGAUUGUGGGGUAGAUGAUGAAAGAUUGGCCAAUGUCAUUAGUCAAUCUGUCAAGUUAGUGAUGGAUGAGGAUCCAUUACGUCCCUUAGUUUUGGGUGGUGACCACUCAAUAUCAUUUCCAGUUGUUAGAGCUGUCUCUGAGAAGCUUGGAGGACAAGUUGACAUUCUCCAUUUUGAUGCACAUCCUGAUCUCUAUCAUUCCUUUGAAGGAAACCCUUAUUCACAUGCUUCUCCUUUCGCCCGAAUCAUGGAGGGUGGCUAUGCUCGACGACUCGUGCAGGUUGGUAUAAGAUCAAUAACAAAUGAUGUUCGCGAGCAAAUCAAAAAGUUUGGUGUCGAAACACAUGAAAUGAGAACAUUUUCAAAAGAUCGCGCCAUUUUAAAGAAUCUGAAACUCGGAGAAGGUGUUAAAGGAUUUUAUAUAUCAAUUGAUAUGGAUUCUCUUGACCCUUCUAUUGCACCAGGAGUGUCUCAUCAUGAACCAGGAGGCCUUUCAUUUAGAGAUAUUCUAAACAUUCUUCAAAAUCUACAAGGUGAUAUUGUUGGUGGAGAUGUGGUUGAAUAUAAUCCACAACGUGAUACUUAUGAUGGCAUGACUUCAUUGGUUGCUGCUAAGUUGGUUAGAGAAUUGGCUGCAAAGAUGUCUAAAUGAUCAUCAAUUUGUUGCUUAAUGUUAUUAAUUACUUGACCAAUAUUAUGAAUUAGUUAAAUAGUUUUACAUGGUUUAGUUGCCUCAUGAUUGUUGGGCAGCCAAUGCAUAUGUAAGAUGUAUGUGUGUCUUGAUUUUUAGCUUAUUUUGAAUAAAUUUGAUAUCUAAAUAAAUGUGACAAAUUUACAUAUA
Messenger RNA from Vicia villosa (hairy vetch), 1319 nucleotides. RefSeq names its product arginase, mitochondrial-like. The record is from RefSeq and is a predicted model, not a curated record. Bases 114 to 1130 code for a protein of 338 amino acids. Gene Ontology annotation, molecular function: agmatinase activity; metal ion binding. The transcript has 7 exons. Lineage: Eukaryota; Viridiplantae; Streptophyta; Magnoliopsida; Fabales; Fabaceae.